UACACCGACACUGCCAAGCCAUUAUCGUAUCAAUAGCCAGUUAGCUCUUGCUCUGCAAUAAUUCCACGAGUCAACUUUUCUUCGCAUUUAAUGCUGAGGGACGGCGAACGGAGCGCGCAAGGAUUUAGCCCGAGAGUAAAUCAAUUACAUGCGCGGUGUAUGAUCAUGCUGUCUCGUAUAGAGGCCCUGUGUUUUCCAGUUGACGAUGCCAGUCGUACAACCUGCUGGCCUGGUUUGACGCCUGGCGUUUGCAAGUAAAGGCAGUGUCGUGUCAGAGACAACCAUUUGCAGAGGGAAACGCCACUUCCAAGAGGCAGACGACUCGCUAAUAAAAUCAGACAGUGGCAGAACAGAGUGAGAAGGAAAACUUCUGACAAAUGGAAUGAAAACACUUAUGAUGGUUUGAGGUACAUCGUCUUUCCAAGUUUCGUGGAAUAACGGACACUUGCGAAUCUGUGACAGUAAAUGGAAUAGAAGGAACCUUUACGCAGUGGAAGAACUUUCACAAUAUCGUGCGAUUGAGGCGAGGGAUGCAUUAACAAAUUUUCGGUUCGACGAAGCCGCGGUGUUAAUGGCAUCGUUUCCCGUUCUGCAGGGUUUGUUUAAGCUAUCCCAGAGGAAAUUUCCCUUGGCCGUCCAAUGAAACCCUGCGUCGUCCAAUGUUUUUAAUUACACGAUGUUGAGAUCAAACCAUCAACGUGCGCCCAUGGGCUCGAUUCAGAAUUGAUCGCUGUCGCAUCAGGUCCAAGGGAACCGGGGAAGGAGAGAGUGGGGGAAAUUUUCCCCGCAGGACGUCAGAGGACAGAACAUUCUAUAUAACGUUUUGCAUCUCCUCGCCGGUAACCAUAAUCCAGGGCACAUGGAACUACGGCUGUAUUGAAAGAACAGCGCUCGUCUCUUAAUGUAGGCAAUAUAACUACAGGAAUGGUUGGUCUGGUGAAGUGCUGGUUCAUUUAGGGGGCAAGUGGGAUUUGCCCCUUCCGAAAACUUUCAAAUCUUCUCCUAUUUUAGUAAAACAUGUAUUUAUGGGAGCCAAGAGGGAUAUUUGCAUCUUUUGUUGCAACGCUCGGAUUAAGGUGACAAGGACGCGGUGGAAUCAUUUGCCGAAAGGUCGGCUGAAGACAUGGCAAAUCCUGAAAAGAUCUGGAGACAUUUUAAGAUCCAGAUCUGGCCAAGCAUUCUGUUAUCAUCCUUCCUAUGGGUUGUGUUGCUGUUCCCCUGGAUUAAUGGCAUCGAUGUCACUACUGCGUUGCCAACUCCAAAUAUUACAGUGAAUGACAGAUGCUGCAAUGGGAUCCUCGGAUAUGCCACAAGUAAUGCUGACUUUACGAUAGUGUGUUCAGAGAUGAUAUGUUGUAACAAUAGUGAGACUGUGGCAGUCGUUCCAGUGGAUGUCGCACUGGGAUUCAGUUUUCGUUGCAUGCCUAGGUCUGAAGUUCGUCAUUUAUGCUACCGGGCUGGUGGAGAAGUGAGGACAUCCAAUCAGGAUCCAGAUCACGCACCACGUGUCUGUUGUGAGGAUGCUAAAUUUGACAUUCUUUUAAAUCAGUGGGAUGCUGCUAUGGUUGUGAAAUGUAUUGCCAGGUAGCCAAGGGUGUGCCUCCGUCACAAAUGCUUACAGUCGAAUGGUAUGUGAUGUAUGUGAUAGACUUCCAUUCCAAGUGAUGUUUGUAUUCUGUAUUUGGAUUUUGUACUAUUGGAGCUGUUACUUGCGUCAACACAAAGGAAUAUUUUCAAUGAGCUCUCAAAGCUGCAGUAUCACUUUACCACAUUGCUUGGAUACACAUCCCUCCAUCGCCGCACUCCCCCGUUGCAUCACAUGACUGCCAACACAAACAACUGUAAUGAAGACAUAUGCAAAUGCAUAUUCAUCGGACACACCGAUCGUAUUUGUGGAUUGUAUGACGAACAGUUGGAUGACAAUAUAAGGCCAUUCACAAGAAGUUGAAUAAGACACGACGAACGACGAAAUAUCAUAUGAAACAAAUGAGGAAUUUUCAAGUUAAAGUGAAUUGUGUCUUCAGCAAGAACGAUAUAAUGAAAUGCGCGUAUAGCAGUGACAAGUGAGCAGAUGACAUCAUCAGUUUUCUACUGACACGUUUUGAAUAGUGAUUCCUGAUAUAUUUAACUAUGGUCCAACGGCGUGUGGGACAUAUCGACCAGGACACUGUAAAUAUAGAUAUUUCGAUUAACUAUUGCUGUUUUGAAUUUUUGAUUUCACGAGUCUAUCAUUUGUGUGAAUGUCUCUGAAUCUUGUGAGUGAAUAAAUGUUCUUUCUACUGCU
Molecule: messenger RNA, 2284 nt
Organism: Haliotis rufescens (red abalone)
Lineage: Eukaryota; Metazoa; Mollusca; Gastropoda; Lepetellida; Haliotidae
Exons: 3
Coding region: 1124-1588 (154 amino acids)
Source: RefSeq, a predicted model, not a curated record